GACUUAAAGCCCAUCAUGGGGGGUACUAAAGUCUGCCUUUUGCUGCUUCUCGGCACAUACGCACUGGCCCAGCAAGAUGUGGGAAGUGUUGAGGAACAAUCUCCAGCUUGCUCUUUGUCCAAAAGAUUCAAGAACUUCAGACGAUUUGCGUACGACUACAAAGCUGAGACCUUUAACGGCGUGAAUGGAGCCAGCGACAACAAGAGCGGCCCCAAAGUCUCCUGCAAAGUUGAAGUGGAAGUGCCCCAGACCUGUAGCUUCAUCCUGCGCACAACAGAGUGCUCUCUGAGCGAGAUCUUUGAUGUGGAUGAGGCAGGAAACUCCCUGUACCGUCCUGCUGCUGGAGAUGAGGCUUUCAGAGAUGCCAUGGCCAAGAAUCCCUUGAAGAUCACCGUUGAGGGAGAUCUUCAGGUCAAACUCUACCCUGAGGACGAUGAGCCCGUCAACAUCCUGAACAUCAAGAGGGGAAUCGUCUCCUCCCUCAUUGUGCCAGUCAUGGAAGAGGACAAGAACAAGAUAAUGUCCACCGUGCAUGGAGUCUGCCCCACCGACUUCACUGUCAACACCAGAGAGGACAUCGCCACCGAUGUGACUGUCACCAGGGAUCUUUCCAAAUGUGAUAUGUUCUUUGCUCGCAGGCAGCACACCAGCCCCUUGGCCCUCAUCACCGGCAUGAACUUCCCUCUGUCCAAGAUGAUUGACAGCGCCCAGACUUGCAACUACAAGUUUGACAACCAGAAGAAGCACAUGACCAGUGGAGUCUGCACAGAGAAACACAUCUUCCUGCCCCUGUCCUCCCAGAAUGAAUAUGGAAUUUCCACGCUGGUGAAGCAGACUGUAACUCUGAGGGAGACCUCCAAGAUCAACGACAGAAUCUUUGACCGCAAUGAGGACAACCUUAAAUACCUGUCCAUGGAUGUUGUUGAUGACAAGCUCCCCGUGCAGACCACCGAUGCUGCCCUGGUCACCAUGCAGCAGCUGAACACCCUGUCUCAGACCAAUCAGGGCGAGGAGCGCGCCGCCCUCUUUAACAAGCUGGUGUCUGAGAUGCGUGGCCUGAACGUUGACGUUGUUGGAUCUGCUGCCGUUGAGAUGAUGGCUGUCUCCGAGGCUCUGACGUUUCAGGCUCUGGCUCAGUGCGGCACCCCAGAGUGCACUAGUGCGCUGCUGAAGGUUCUCAGGAACUUUGACCAAUCUGCUCUUGAGGUUGAUGCUGCCGUCUACGCCAUUGGACUGCUGCCCAACCCCUCCCGACUGAUGGUGAAGGACAUGCUGGCCAUGGCUCAGUACAAGCAGAGCAAACCCAUCAUGUAUGCCCUGAGCAAUGCAGUGAGGAAACUGUACCAGGCUGAGGGUCUCACCCCUGAGAUCACUGCUGUCUCUGAGUAUAUGACUACCAUUCUGGGCCCUGACUGCCCUGGAGAGAAGGAUCUGACCUUCCUGUCCUUGAGAGUUGUUGGAAACAUGGGAGAUGCAAUGGAGGCUGCUGACCCAGCCAUUAAGACCAUCCUGCUGAAGUGCAUGAGACAGCCUGCAACCACCCUGUCUGUGCAGCUGGCUGCCAUCCAGGCUUUCAGACGCAUGACUGUGACAGAUGAGGUUCGCGCUAACCUCCAGAGAGUCAGCCAGUACCCCAAAGGUGCAGUGCAGAAACGCCUGGCAGCUUACCUAACUGUGAUGAGGAAUCCUCAGGACAGCGACAUUGAGAUGGUAAAGAAGCUGGUUACGCAGGAGCAGAACGUGCAGAUCAAGUCCUUUGUGACCUCCCACAUCUACAACAUCAUUACCUCCACCGACCCAGAAACCCAGGAGCUUGGUAGGAAGAUAGUGGAUGUCCUGCAGGACACUGAGGUCAUUGCACACGGUGAAUACAGCACAAAGUCUCGCAACUACAAGCUGAGCGGCAUUCAGGGAAACAUCGUCUUUGAUCCUAGCAGCCAGAUCCCAAGGGAGGCGUUGCUUGAGACUACACUGAAUGCUUUUGGUUUUAGCAUGGAUGUUUUGGAGAUUGGCAUGGAAGGAAAGGGCUUUGAGCCAACCAUUGACGCUUUGUUUGGAAAGAAUGGAUUCGUCCCUGACACCGUGUCCAAGGCUCUGUACUGGGCUGAUGACAAUAUGCCACCACAGGUCAGAGAACUUCUGAGGAAAGGGUUUGGUCCCAUGGAAACAGAAGGAAAUAAGGUUCCUGAGAAUCUUAUGAGAGAGGUUGCACGAAACUUCAACAAGCUGGUUAAGGAUCUGCAGAGUCAGGAGUCCCCAGAGGCCAUGGCCUACCUGAGGAUCAUGGGAGCUGAGCUUGGCUACAUCAAGGGCAACGAACUGAAGUUUAUUGCUGAUAAUGCAAUUAUGUAUGCAGAAUUCUUCAUGAGGAUCCUCCCUACCAAGGUCAUGGCUCAGCUGAUGUCCAGCACUGACAAUGAGCUCUUCGCCCAUUACAUCUUCAUGGACAACAAGUUCAUGAUGCCAACAGCAUCUGGCUUGCCUCUGACAUUUGCUAUGUCUGGCACAUUCGCUCCUGGUGCAAAGGGAGGACUGCAUAUUGCCCGUAAAAUGAAUGAGCUGGUGUUCAUGCCAUCUAUUGGAAUUGAGUUUGUGACUAAGAUGGGAGUCCACGUGCCUGAAUUUGUUGUAUCCACUGUUGAGAUGCACACCAACAUGUACCAUGAGAGUGCAUUCAAUGCCAAGAUCACCAUGGAGGGUAGCCAGGUCAAGCUUACAAUCCCCGCCCCACAGGGCACCACAAAGCUCUUCACCAUAAGCAAUAAGGUGCAGAUUGUGGGCGGUGGUGUUGCUCCAGUGAUCCCAUCCAAGGAGGGUGAAAUUAGCUGUGACACUCUCUUUGGAGUUAAAUACUGCACAGAAACAAGCCGUGCUGACACUCGUGGCAAGACUGACAUUCCUUUCUUCCCCCUGAAUGGAGAGACCAAGUUUGCUCUGCUGAUCAAGCCCUCUGAAGAGGUCUCUGAAUACACAGCCACCAUCGUCUAUGAACACCUCAGUGAAGGAGAGGAUGGCCUCCAGAAGAUUGACUCUUUGAAAUUCGCCUUGAGAGCUGAGGGUGCUCAGCCUACAGAGGCUACAGCCACCAUGAAAUACAACUAUUACAGGAAUGUCUUCACCACCGAAGUCCAGAUCCCUGACUUUGAUGUUGAGGCUGGUGUUAAGGUUGGCAUGACUGACAGCAGUGCCAAAGGCAAAUCCAUUACACUUGAGAUCUCCAACAAGAAUGUGCCACAGAUCUCUCUGACUGGCAGUGCCAAGCUUCAGGCCAUGACUGAUGGCAUGCUGCAGGUUCAGCUCUUGGUCCCCUCACUUAAUACCGAUGCUGCUCUCACUGCUACCAUGAGCAAUUCUGACGGACUCACCAUGGAGAUCAAAAGUGAGGUGAAGCUCCCAGAGACCUCCUCCAUCCAGGCAGUCACAUUCAAAUAUGGUGAGGAGCAGGCUGAGGUUCAGCUGAUGUCUAACAUGAACGCUGAUACUAAGAUCCUGGUACCUUACACUGAAGCCCUCCAGGCCUGGCUCGUGCAGUUUGUGGAGGAUGUUAUGGACCAGCAGGUUGUCAAGACUGACAUGAAACUGCGUCAUAUCUUCAACAAGGCAGUUGAGGCCAGCAAUAUCUGGAUGGACAAGAUCACAACUGAUGUCCCCUAUGUUGAGACUCUGAGGAACAAAAUGGAAAAUGUGGAAAUGCCUUCCAUGCCUGAAAACAUAUUCAUGAACCUUGAAAGCACAUUUAAAUACAAGUUCAACAAGGACCGUCUGACCAUCACUUUCCCUCUGCCUCUUGGUGGCAAAUCAUCCAAGGAGCUAAUGAUUCCUCCAGUGGUCACCUCCCCAGAAAUUUCUAUGCCUCAGUUGGGCAUGAAUGUUGCUUCAAAGGAGAUCAGGAUCCCCAUUUUCACCAUCCCCUCUGAAUAUGAUCUCACCCUACCUCUGAUGGGAAUGGUGGAAGUGACCUCCAAGGUCAACACCAACUAUUACAACUGGGAGGCAACUGUGUCUGCUGGAAACAACACUGUCGAGUCUCCUAACUAUGUGGCCAAGUUCAGCAUCAUGGCUGACAGUCCUAUCAAACUUCUCAGCUUUUCAACAGAGGGAGCUACAACAAUCACUGACACUGCAGAGAAAACUAUGAAAAUGGCCAUUGAUGGUUCCCUAAACCACAUGCUCAUGAACACUGGUCUUAGUGUGCUGGAAACCAUUGCUGUCACAGACACCGUGUUGACAACAGGAAGGUACAAUGUGUACGCUGUAUCCCCUGUGGGUCUGGACACUUCUCUGACUAUCACCACCCAGGUCGUCCUAGCCAACGACAUGCUCUCUGGAGAUAUCAACACAGACGGAAGUGUGACUGUUGGACCCAUGACGGCCAGCACCACCUAUCUCCACACCUUCUCCGUUGAGCCAUUAAAGAAAGAAGCAAGAUUGGAGAGUACUCUGCGUGUGAACUCUGAAAUCCUGAAGGUUGUGAACAAAGUGAAGGCAUCAUAUGCAAAUGAGGAGCUUCUGAUUGAGUCCAACACCAACAUGAACAGUGACCCCAUCAAGCACACCACCAAAAUGAGCCUGAGCUACAAGGAUAUCAAACUGACUGCCCAGGCUGACUCUGUGACCAAGGCUAAUGAGCGAAUGCUUCGUAGCCAGAUCGAAUUCUCUGCUUCUGAAGGACAGGCAGGCCUCAGGAUAGAAAAUCAAGCUGAAGACACAGAGAACCGUGCCUACUCUUUGCUCACUGGUACCAUGAACCCCUCUGGUGUGGAGAUCAAUGCUGAUGCCUCCUUGAACAUCUUUUCAAGCCUUGCCUCCCACAAGGCAACCCUGGCCCUGAACAUGAAUGGCCUGACCACCAGCUGUACAACUACUGCUCAGCACAGCCCAAUGACCUUUGAGAAUGUUUUCCAUGGUGGAGUUGACCCUAAUGGUGCCACCAUGUCUCUCACCACUAAGGCAGCUAUUAAAGAUAACACCGCUGAGCUCAGUGUUGAGGGAAAGAUGGCAAGUACAGAAGUGUAUUUCAAUGGCAUCCUUAAGGGUAACCUCUUUGACAUAAACACCAGAAACAGAGUGAACCUCAGACUGAAUGAAGAUGGCCUGGUUCUCUCCAACAACAUUGUUGGAUCUCUCCACGAGAUGAGGACUGAAAAUACUCACUCACUGUCUCUUUCUCUGAGAUCCUUCACCCUCAACUCCAAGACUGACAACGUCCUUGACAACAGAAACACCUACAUGCAUGACAUCACAGUUAACAUGGAGCGUUUUACUGCCACAGUUAUGGUGAAAAAUGACCUGAAGAUCAUGGAGGUUAACUUUGUGAAUGAAGCCCAGUUCAAGGCCCAGCCUUACAACUUUGAGCUGUCUGGAACAAUGAUGGGAGUCUUUUCCGAGGAAGAACUCAAACACAUGUAUGAAGUCAAGUUUGUUGAUGCAGUCCUCUCUGCCAAGAGCAACACCAAUGGUAAACUCCUGGGCACUCACAUGACACAUACCACUGAUAUAGAAGUUGCUGGUCUGACCACGAAAUUUAACAAUGUGGCCAACUUCAACUCACCAGCUCUUCGCCUGGAAAGCACAGUAAAAGCUGUUGCUGAACCUUUCACUCUGAACAUUGAUGCAAUUCUCAACUCAGAUGGUGCAGUGUAUCUGUAUGGACAGCAGAGUGGCGACCUGUACAGCAAAUUCCUCCUGAAAGCAGAACCCAUGCUGUUCACACAUUCAUUUGAAUGCAGAGCCUCAACAACCCAUGAACUGGAAGGCAGACCAACUAUUAAGACCAACAUGGACAACAAGUUCAACAGCAUGCUAAGCUUCCAAGAGCAAAGUGUCACACUGAAGGUUACAUCUAAAGUGAACGAGCACACUUUUGAUCAAGAAAUGAGUGCCUAUAACAACGCAGAGAAAUUGGGUAUUGAGAUGAAAGGAGAAGCCUCAACCCCUCUCUUCAGUGAGGCAAGUGAAAAUUAUGCAAUCUCUGGAUUUGUUAAUUAUGACAAAAAUAGUGAAAGCCACUUCCUCCAGAUCCCAUUCAUUGAGCAUCUGCCUGCCUUUAUUGAAAACAUGAAGACCACAAUGAUUAACCUGAUGGACCAAAGCAUUGAGAUGCUGAAAGAUAUCGACAUCAAGUAUGAGAUCAGCACAAAGUUCCAGAACAAAAUGUCGGAACUGAAGGAGGUCAUUGACAACUUUGACUUCAACCUCUUUGUCCAAGACCUGAAAAAGUUUCUCACCUCAAUUGAAAACGUUUUGACCAACCUGACAGCCAAGUUGCCAACUGAACAGGUUGUGAAUGUGUUGAAAACAGUAAAGGACACUAUCAUGGCCUGGACCAACAAGUAUAACAUUGCUAACAGGUUUAAUGUGAUAUAUGCCAAGAUUGAAGAGAUCCUCUCCAGCUAUGAGGUUGAGAAGAUGAUUGGGGCCAUCAUGGAUGAGGUUGUCAAAAUUCUGAAGCAGUAUCAGGUGAGGGAGAAGAUCCAGUCUGUAUUUGUUGCUGUAAGGUCCAUUGACAUCAAGCCUUUGCUCAAAAGAGUUAUGGUACCUCUUCAGGAGCUUGUCAACGAACUGUAUGCCAUUGACUUCAAACAGCUGAUCGAUGAUAUGAGUGACUAUUUUGUAAGAAUGGUCCAGAAAAUCAAAUCCUUUGAUUAUGACACAUUCACAAUGGAGUUGAAAGAGAAGGUUUUAGAUAUGAGCAAGAUCCCCUGUUUUGGAAAACUCUCUGGAGAGUUUAGAGUUACUUCACCUCAUUACACACUCAGGACCUCUGCUGCCCUGGAGAACACCACGACUACAUCAGUCACACCUGAGUUCAAAAUGAACCUCAACUCCCAGGCUUCUUCUACCUUGAGAGUCCUUGACUUCACUGUGGAUGCAGGUGUUCAUUUGGCUGCACCCAAGAUGAGUCGCCUCUCCAUUUCUGAGAACAUCAAAGUUGACCAGUCUUGUUUUGCUCUUGACCACAAAGCAACAAUGAAUCUCUAUGGCCUUUCAGCUCAAACUUCUGCUGAAACUACUGCAAAGGUUAAUACUGAGCUCUAUGUUGCAGAGCUUGUAAAUACUGCAUUCUUUGCCAUGGAAAAUGGAGUGUCUGCCAACACGGAGACAAGCUACACACAUGAAAUCAACCGCUUUGGUAAAACAUCAAUGAAUCAAAAAGCUGUCUUUGUGGUUGAGGCAGGGACUGUAACUCUGACUAUUAACAAUCUGGCUGAAGGACAAUUCGCAGUUCUGGACUUCUCAGAUGAGGCAACUCACAAGAGUGAUGUAGAAGUGGUCAUGGAUCUCCACACAGCUAAAGUGACCUUCACAGGAGCAACAGGCAGCAGCAACUUCAAAAUGAGUCAGAAUGUGAUGGCAGAUGUUUGCAUUUUCCGCCACGUCAUUAUUGAUGCCAAGUUUGAGACAGAAACACCUGUCAUGAGGGGUAGUGUUGCAGAGGUCAAGUUCCAAGCUAAGGUUGAAGACAUGAAAAUGGAUUUCACUGCCUCUCACAAUGCAGAGCUCACUGGACAGGUUGAGGGAACUCUCUCAAGCUCUGUGCUUGCUUUGGUCACACCUAGUGAGCUUACGCUUGACACUAAGAACAAGGGAAAUGCCAAGGUUGCCCUUCCAUUCAAACUGUCUGGAAAGGUGGAUCUCCAGAAUGACAUCUCUUUUACCCUGAACUCUGACGUGCAACAAUCUAGCUGGACAGGUGUGGCUAGAUUCAACCAGUACAAGUACUCCCAUUACUUCAGCAUGGAUAACGGUGAUAGAGAAAUUAACAUCUUUUCACAGCUUAAUGGAGAAGCAAAUCUUGAUGUUCUGAAGGAGCCAAUCACCAUUCCUGAAAUAACUGUACCAAUUUUUGGUAUCAAGACACCAAGAGUGGAAGACUUCUCCCUGUGGGAAGACACUGGCCUGAGCAAUCUCCUGAUCACAACUGAGCAGUCAUUUGACAUGAACUCCAAGGUGAAGUACAUGAAGAGCCCUGAGAUGAUCACCAUUGAUAUUAAUGUGGCUCCAGUCAUCAAUGUCAUCAAUACCAAUGUCAAGACUCUGCACAAGAACAUGCUCAUUGGCAAGGACAAGGCUGCUGACAUUCUGGCUUCAUCUUACGACACAGCAAGAUCAGAAUACGAAAAAUAUAGCAUUGAGUUGCCAAAAACCAUCACAGUCCCUGCCUACAAAGUCCCAGUGAUGAAUAUCGAGGUCUCCACUUUCACCAUUCCUCUGCCUGACUUCAGUCUCAUCACAAUGCCUGCUCUUCAUGUUCCAUCUGCCCUCAGCAAGCUUACGCUUCCAAAGAUCACUCUGCCCGAAAUCCAAAACAUCAGGAUCCCUGUGAUGGGUGAUCUGACUUAUGAGUUUGCCAUGAAAACAGCAAUGAUCACACUCAAAACAGAUGCCAGUAUUCUUAACCAGGACAGCAUAAUCAUCAAACUUGAUGCUUCUUCAUCUUCUGAAUUUGAGUUCCUGACUGGAAAGAUUGAGGGCAACACCAACAUUAACGUAGUUGGCGGACUAAGAAUGGCAUCUGCCCUUUCUGCAAAACAUGCAAUGCUAGAGGGAAAGCAUGAGAGCACCAUCAUCUUAAGUUAUGAGACUGUGGAUACCUCCAUCACCAAUUCAGCAAAGGUCAAUCUACCUGCCCUGACUAUGGAAAUCUACCAAGAGGUAACUGGAAAUCCAGAUCAAGGCCUUGUUGUGUCUAUGUCUACUCCAUCUGCAGGACUCAUUGCACUCCAGAUGCAGACCAAGCGUCCCGCCCAAGUGAAAGCAAGGGUCUAUGGUCGCUACCCGUCCGAGCCAACAACAGACAUUGAUAUCUUGGGUCUGAAGAUGUCUGUGGUAAACGCUGAGAAGCUGAACCUUCAGACCACCUGGAAUAUGGAGAUGCCAUAUGAGAUGAUGCUAAGAAUGAAGAAACAGGUGCCCACAGUCAUGGAAAUGGUGUCCGAUCCUGCUGUCAGGACAUAUAACACAAUUUACAGGCAUGCUAGAAGCCUUGAGGGUUCUUUUGAACAGGCUAAAGAGCAGGGUAAAGUGGUGUUCAACAGGGCUGUUGAGAAUCUUGCAACUGUAGAUCCUUCCAAUAUUAUGACAACUGUCACAGAUAAAACCAUUAUGAUCCUGAAAAAGUACCAAAAGAGAGUUGGAAUGGUUCUUGAUGCUGUUGUUAAAUUCCUGAGAGAUACACAGUUCACAUUCCCUGGGUAUGAAGAGAGGCUGUCUGGGCUUGACAUAUACCAGAAACUUAGUGCCUUUGUUGCUGAUGUAUCUGAGGAGGCUGUUGAAAAGAUUCCAAAGUACUUUGUCAACAUGUUUACCACAGUCCUUGAUUAUUUCAAAGCCAUUGAAUUCACCAUCCCUGGCUCUAACUACAUUGUAAGCGGAAGGGAAAUUCUUGAUGACCUUUCUUUAUUUUUGAGGAAAAUUCAGGACCAAGUCAUUGUCACUGUUAGGAAACUGGGAAAUAUCCAGCUGGAAGACAUCAUUAAUAAAUACACAGAAUUCAUUCAGUUCACUGUUGAGCAAAGUGAGAAGUUUCUCCUGACCCUUAAAUCUCAGAAUGUAGAGAAGCUCUCCACCUUUGUGACUGAUGUAUACACUGACGCCAUCAACUCUCAAGUUCUGGCUGAUGUUGCAAAGCAGGUAGAAGAGGCCCGCAGAAUUGUGAUGGAAUAUGUUGAAGCUGUGAAAGCUAAACUCCAGAGUAUCUUGGCUGACAUGUCUACAGAACAGCUUCAGGCUGAUAUCCAGUCCUGGAUUGACUUAAUGGUAAAACGUAUUAAUGCAUUCCAAAAUAAUGUCAUCAGAACUCUUAAGGAAAAAAGCAAAAAUGUUGAGCCAUUUGUCAGAGUAGGUGAUAGACAGAUGGAGAUUGACAUUCCUAUACCAUUUGUUGCUAAAUCCAACUAAGUGACCAUUGCUAACAGUGUUUGUGGUGAAUGUACCUGAUGUGUAAACCAGCUGUUAAACUAUUCCAUCUAAAACACAAAGCUGUGUUAAUAAAUGCUCUGUAGCAUCAUGCGUCUCUCUACUCUGUUUUUCAAAUUUGUAAUUGUUUAUUUCACAGUGAACUCCCAGUUCUGACUCAGCUGUGACCUUUGUGUCUUGUACUAUUUAAAAAACAAUGUGUGUCAUUCAAUAAAGACAGUUUGUACCGCA
Messenger RNA from Labrus bergylta (ballan wrasse), 10149 nucleotides. The record is from RefSeq and is a predicted model, not a curated record. Lineage: Eukaryota; Metazoa; Chordata; Actinopteri; Labriformes; Labridae.